Molecule: messenger RNA, 754 nt
Organism: Gymnodraco acuticeps
Lineage: Eukaryota; Metazoa; Chordata; Actinopteri; Perciformes; Bathydraconidae
Gene: gng10
Product: guanine nucleotide binding protein (G protein), gamma 10
Exons: 3
Coding region: 61-642 (193 amino acids)
Biological process (GO): DNA transposition; G protein-coupled receptor signaling pathway; DNA integration
Cellular component (GO): heterotrimeric G-protein complex
Molecular function (GO): DNA binding; G-protein beta-subunit binding
Source: RefSeq, a predicted model, not a curated record
CGCCAAUAAACACGAAAGAAGAAGAAGAAUGUGCUAUUCGAAGCAUUGCCAGAUGUGAACAUGCCUCGCACUAAAGAGCUCUCAGAAGACCUACGAUUAAGAAUUGUUGACUUGCAUAAAGCUGGAAAGGGUUACAAAAGUAUCUCUGAAAGCCUUGAUGUCCAUCAGUCCACGGUGAGACAGAUUGUCUAUAAAUGGAGAAAGUUCAGCACUGUUGCUACUCUCCCUAGGAGUGGCCGUCCUGUGAAGAUGACUGCAAGAGCACAGCGCAGGAUGCUCAAUGAGGUGAAGAAGAAUCCUAGAGUGUCAGCUCGAGACUUAAAGACAUCUCUGGCACAUGCUAACAUCUCUGUUGACGAAUCUACGAUACGUAAAACACUGAACAAGAAUGGAGUUCAUGGGAGGACACCACGGAGGACACCACGGAGGAAGCCACUGCUGUCCAGAAACAACAUUGCUGCACGUUUGAAGUUUGCAAAAGAGCACCUGGAUGUUCUGUGGACAGAUGAAACCAAAGUGUCGCAGGCGGCUGCGGAGCUGCAACAGUUUUGUCUGCAGAACGCAUCUAAAGACGCGCUUCUGGUCGGGGUCCCCACGGGGAGCAACCCCUUCAGAGAGCCUCGAUCCUGCGCCGUGGUGUGAAGACAACUCAGGGAGGACGAGGAACUUGCAGAAGAGGAUACUUUUGUUUUGUUUGUUACAUUUAUGAAGAAAAACUAUUAAUUGUUCAAAUAAAUGUCUUGUUUUAUUUCAU